Molecule: messenger RNA, 1390 nt
Organism: Nicotiana attenuata
Lineage: Eukaryota; Viridiplantae; Streptophyta; Magnoliopsida; Solanales; Solanaceae
Product: GDSL esterase/lipase At4g28780-like
Exons: 5
Coding region: 45-1145 (366 amino acids)
Molecular function (GO): hydrolase activity, acting on ester bonds
Source: RefSeq, a predicted model, not a curated record
AUUAAGCAUUUCCCAAACACACAUACACACACUAGUAGUUCCCAAUGGCUAAUUUAGGUUUUGCUACCACCGUGCCAAUUUUCUUAGCCAUGGUUACGGCAAAUUUUGUAACAUACACUGAGGGUGCUCCUCGUGCUUUCUUUGUGUUUGGUGACUCUCUUGUUGACAAUGGCAACAAUAACUACUUGGCAACUUCUGCACGAGCUGAUUCUCCACCUUACGGCGUUGAUUAUCCCACUCAUCGUCCUACUGGUCGUUUUUCCAAUGGCUUGAACAUUCCUGAUCUUAUAAGCCAACAGCUUGGUGCUGAGCCAACAUUGCCGUACUUGGACCCUGCGCUUACAGGAGAUAAGUUGCUGGUGGGAGCAAAUUUUGCUUCUGCUGGAAUCGGAAUUCUUAACGAUACUGGGAUUCAGUUUGCGAAUAUAAUAAGAAUGCCGAGGCAACUAGGGUUGUUUCAACAAUACCAGCAGCGGGUGAGUGCUCUAAUAGGAGCAGAACAAACUCGGAGGCUAGUGAAUAAUGCGCUUAUCCUCAUCACUCUUGGUGGCAAUGACUAUGUCAACAACUACUUCCUCACACCAGUUUCUGCCAGACGUGUUCAAUACAACAUUCAGGAUUACUCUCGUUACCUUGUCACUGAGUACCGCAAGAUCUUGAAGAGACUACAUGAUCUGGGAGGUCGAAGAGUGCUAGUGACAGGAACUGGACCAUUGGGUUGUGUCCCAGCAGAGCUAGCAACGAGGAGCUCAAAUGGGGAAUGUGCAAAGGAACCUCAGCAAGCCGCAGCAGCUUUCAACCCACUCCUUGUCCAAAUGAUCAAACGUCUCAAUCAAGAACUUGGCUCUGAUAUCUUUGUUGCUGUUAAUGCCAUGGAAAUGCAGAACGACUUCAUCAACAAUCCCAAAGCCUUCGGUUUUGUUACAUCAAAGAUAGCAUGUUGUGGACAAGGUCCUUACAAUGGAAUUGGACUAUGCACAGCUGCAUCAAAUCUAUGCCCCAACAGAGAAGAAUAUGCGUUUUGGGAUCCUUUCCAUCCAUCAGAAAAGGCGAAUAAGAUUAUUGUUAAAACAAUUUAUUCUGGUUCUGACAAGUACAUCACACCUAUGAAUUUAAGCACCAUUAUGGCCAUCGAUUCUGUGUAGUAUGUACUACUUUAAUGUUUGAUAACAAUGAAACAAUAUGUAUUAUGCAAUGUUAUAUAGGUUGUCUUACAUGUUACCGUUAAUGUGUUUUCUGUGUACUCUAUACGGGCUCAAAGUGCUAGUUCGACGCUCUUCCAUCUUUAAUUCUGCAACUUUGUUAAAUAUCUAAGCUGAGUGAGAAAAGGAUAUGGCAAGUGUAUUUUGUAACACUAAUAUAUAUAGCAGCUUUACUUGGUUUUGUUCGA